Colletotrichum spaethianum is the source of this 924-nucleotide messenger RNA. Its product is annotated as cutinase. Lineage: Eukaryota; Fungi; Ascomycota; Sordariomycetes; Glomerellales; Glomerellaceae. The transcript is spliced from 2 exons. Gene Ontology annotation, molecular function: cutinase activity. Gene Ontology annotation, biological process: carbohydrate catabolic process. Gene Ontology annotation, cellular component: extracellular region. The coding region runs from base 1 to 924 and encodes 307 amino acids. The record is from RefSeq and is a predicted model, not a curated record.
AUGAGGCGGUCUCUAGUCCUCCUGUCGGCGGCGCUGCUGUGCCAGCAGACGACGGCGUUGACCGUACCAAAGCCCCGUGACCGGGACUUGUCGAGUCUGCUCUCCGGCAAACUCGACAUCCUCGACCGUUUCUCCAGCCUGGUGGUGGACAAGGUCGUCAGCACUACGAUCCUCGUUGUGAGGGCGCUGAAGGAGACUGUCGACGAGAAUGGAAUCACCCAAAACGACCUGGACAACAUGCUGGGGGUCAACAGCACCACCGGCCUGCCCGUAAGGAACUCGACGUCGGCCGUGACGUGUCCGGAUGUUGCCGUCAUCUUUGCGAGGGGAACGAAUGAACCUGGGAACGUGGGCUUCCUCACGGGCCCGCCCUUCUUCGACGCCCUUAGAACGUACAUGAACGGCACCGGCACCAUCUCCAUCCAAGGUGUCAAUCAGUACCCCGCGGACCCGCCGGGCUUCUUCGCGGGCGGCUCGAUGACGGGCGCCACCUCGGGCGCGCAGGUGGCCUCCCGCACGCUAACCAUGUGCCCCAACACGCGUCUCACCGUGUCGGGCUACUCGCAGGGCUCGCAGGUGGCCCGCCUCGCCAUCUCGCAGCUGCCGCCCGACCAGCAGGCCCGCAUCUCGAGCGUGGUGCUCUUCGGCGACCCCCUCGGCGGCGCGGCCGUCCCCGGCGUCGACGGCUCGCGGCUGCUCGUCGUCUGCCACGCCGGCGACAACAUCUGCGAGGGCGGCGACUUCAUCUUCUCGUCGCACCUCGACUACAGCACCGACGCGCCGACGGCCGCGCUGUUCGUAAUGCAGAGGAGCAACCUCGGCCUCGCGAGCCGCGACGCGCAGAACGAGGGCAUGCGCGGCACCAUGGUUGGCAAGGUGCAGGGGAUCAUGCAGUCUCGCAAGGACGGUAUAGCGAGCGAUUAG